GUUCAACAAACUGGCGCCCAUCUUCCUUGAUCCAAAUUACAAACGAUUCUUCAAGAUUGGUGAUUAUUCACCUCCGUUUGGUGUAAAAUCACAAGAGAAGAUUAUAGAUAUUCUUCUGUCAGCAACUAAGUCCUAUGGCCUUGGGAAAGAACUUGACAGUAUGAACUGUAAGACAUGCAUCAUCGUAGGGAAUGGAGGAAUACUCACCAACAAGUCUCUGGGACAGAGGAUUGAUGAGGUUGACGUGGUGGUCAGGUUAAACGAGGCCCCAGUGAAAGGCUUUGAGAAAGACGUCGGUUCCAAGACCACCAUUAGGAUCACCUAUCCAGAAGGGGCCAUCCAGAAGACUGAACGCUAUGAGACGAAGUCCCUGUUUGUCCUCUCUGCCUUCAAAGCUCUGGACUUCAAGUGGCUCCGACACAUGAUCUUCAACCAGAGACUAGUAAGGCAGCUGAAAGUUUUUUUUUAUUUUUUAUUUUACAGCUGCACCAGCAAAUGCAGCAAUAGCAACACAGUUGGGGAUAGGGAUCACUUGCUCAUUCAUUUACUCAGUGUCACUAGGUGGACAGUGAAUGUUUUCAGCCUCUUGUUUUUAUUUUGACCUACCCACCUAUGUUUUAUGUAUGAGUGGAAACACUGCUGCUCCAGUACUGAUUAAAGAUAUACCAGUAUA
Molecule: messenger RNA, 673 nt
Organism: Micropterus salmoides (largemouth bass)
Lineage: Eukaryota; Metazoa; Chordata; Actinopteri; Centrarchiformes; Centrarchidae
Product: CMP-N-acetylneuraminate-beta-1,4-galactoside alpha-2,3-sialyltransferase-like
Molecular function (GO): sialyltransferase activity
Source: RefSeq, a predicted model, not a curated record